AUGACAGCCUCCCACAAUCAUUCUACCAAGAUAUCCCAACAACCAAUUUCCUCAGUAUCAGCAUUGAAGUUUUUCGGCAAGAAGCUGUUGAGCUCUAACCAUGAGCAUAAACUGAAAAAAAAGGCCUCCGUACCUCCAAGUUUCCACUCCCCAAGUACAAACAAAACCGAAUCCCCCAGUUCGAAACUGCCGAGCUCAUUAAAGACCUCCCGCCGUGCAAACUCCUUUGUUCACACAACCAACAACAACAGCUCUUCGUCGCCUAUCUCACACAAAAUUCUACGCCCGGGUAGCGCCGGUAUAUCCAUAUCAAGAGGGAACAGGCAUUCCUCCACUUCGCGUAAUGCCUCAAACUCCAAGUUCAGCAACGAACGCAUGGUGUAUAACCCAUACGGUGUCUCAACACCGAGUACAUCGCUAUCGUCUUCCUCCACUACUACGAAAAAGGACCCUGAUUUGGGAUUCUACCUUCACGACGGGGAUUCGAACAUCCGCAUGCUGCCGAUCCCGAUCGUCGACCCGAACGAGUAUCUACCAGACGAGAUAAAGGAGGCGAGCGUACAAUUUAGCGACAACUUCGUCUUUGAUGACGAGAACAAAACCAUCGGAUGGGGUGGCUCGUGCGAAGUGCGCAAAAUCCGUUCUAAGUACCGCAAGAAGGAUGUAUUCGCUCUAAAGAAGCUAAACAUGAUCUACAAUGAAACGCCGGAGAAGUUCUACAAGCGUUGUUCGAAAGAAUUCAUCAUCGCAAAGCACUUAAGUCACCACGUCCACAUCACAAACACCUUCCUCUUGGUCAAGGUGCCCACCACCGUGUACAUCACUCGCGGGUGGGGGUUCAUCAUGGAGCUUGGCCUACGAGAUCUCUUUGCGAUGAUCCAAAAAUCCGGGUGGCGAAAUGUCGCCCUUGUGGAGAAGUACUGCAUCUUCAAACAGGUAGCGCGUGGCGUCAAAUUCUGUCAUGACCAGGGCAUCGCCCAUCGUGACUUGAAACCUGAAAAUGUGCUUUUAUCCCCGGAAGGCGUGUGUAAGCUGACAGAUUUCGGUAUUUCAGACUGGUACCACACAGAUCCACACGACUUGUCAAGCCCCAUUAAAAAGUGCGCGGGAAUGAUUGGCUCGCCACCGUACGCGCCUCCAGAGGUGAUGUACUACGACGUUAAGAAACACUAUGGCACAGAGUUGCAGCAGCCGUACGACCCACGUGCUCUGGAUUGCUACGGCCUAGGCAUCAUCCUCAUGACCCUCGUCAACAAUGUUAUUCCAUUCCUAGAGUCAUGCAGCUGUGACACUGGCUUCCGCGAUUACUGUGACGCAUAUGAAAACUUCAUUCGCCUUCAUAACCGCGGGUUUCGCGAUCGCGGUAACCACCGCCCGGGGCCGGGAAUGGAGUAUCACUUGGCUAGAAACUUCAAGAAUGGCCAUGCGUCCCGCGUGGCGUGGCGCCUCGCCGACCCGGAAGCCUCCACUCGCUACACCAUGGACGAUUUAUUUGAAGAUCCGUGGUUCCAGGGCAUCGAAACGUGUGUAGAUGCUGACGACGAGUUUGUGUGCAAGAAACCUAUUAUCAAGACCACAACGUAUGAGAAUCUACGUGGGUUCCAUAUCACUACAGACGUUGCGACAACUACACCCACCUCAAAUCCUUUUCUGAAGACCCGUGUCCCCAUUAGGUCAAUGGUCGAUAUAGCCGCCCAUCCUUCCAUGAUGGCACCGGCACCGGAGCCAGCACCAGCGGCAGCACAGCCGCCGCCGCCGCCAGCGCGCUCGUGCGCUGGCGCGGAGGUGCUGUUUACGGUUAAAGAAACCCCACCGAUCAGUGACGAAACCUCCGCAGUUCCCGCAACUCCCGCAGUUCCCGCAACUCCCGCAACUCCCAAGUCAACUCCCGCUCCACAUAGGGCUGUCGUGCAUCACCAUCUGAACAUCACUAGCAGCUUGGUUACUAGCUCUAGUGCGGCAUCUUCUCAGAUUCAGGCGUCAACUUAA
Messenger RNA from Saccharomyces mikatae IFO 1815, 1989 nucleotides. It is a transcript of the gene PTK1, whose product is annotated as putative serine/threonine protein kinase PTK1. The transcript has a single exon. The record is from RefSeq and is a predicted model, not a curated record. NCBI's taxonomy places the organism in Eukaryota, Fungi, Ascomycota, Saccharomycetes, Saccharomycetales, Saccharomycetaceae. Gene Ontology annotation, molecular function: ATP binding; protein serine/threonine kinase activity. The coding region runs from base 1 to 1989 and encodes 662 amino acids. Gene Ontology annotation, biological process: protein phosphorylation; intracellular signal transduction. Gene Ontology annotation, cellular component: nucleus.